Messenger RNA from Caenorhabditis elegans, 596 nucleotides. RefSeq names its product DUF7087 domain-containing protein (gene F17E9.5). The transcript has 2 exons. Lineage: Eukaryota; Metazoa; Nematoda; Chromadorea; Rhabditida; Rhabditidae. Bases 66 to 554 code for a protein of 162 amino acids. The record is from RefSeq and is marked reviewed.
UGUGUAAUUCAAAUCAGUCUCUGCUCGAAUCACCGAUUCUCUACUCACUCGACUACUUCUCUGCAAUGGAUCAAAUCCCACCGUACGAGUUCAAUAAGUACGUGCUCUACGCUCGUGGUGCCGUCAUCGUGUGUGCUUCAUUUGAGCUCCUGAUGGUUCUGUUCGGUUCCCUCGGCGAUUGCAAUUUCCUUGCCAAGCUAUUCUACUUCAUCUUCCUCGGUGGAGCAGUUGCCGUCUCAUCGCACAACAUUGCUCUCAACAUUGAUGGUCGCGAGGAGAUCAACAAGGUUCUUACCUCGUCUGACAAUGAAGUUCGUGGAAAGUCUGCCGCAUUGGUUCUUGUCCCAGCUCUUGCUGGUAUCUUCGUCUUCUUGUGUGUUUCUGGGCAUGCAUUCUUCUCACUUUUCGUGCUCAUCCACGUGCUCGCCGCUGUUGGACAACUCGGAAUUGAAGCUUAUGAGUUCAAGAAGGGACAAUCUGGAGCUCCAGCACAAGACCCAGCCGCCACUGCACCACCAGCCCAGGAUCCAGUUGCAGCUCCACCAGCACAGUAGAAAGAAUACUUGGGGGUUUUUGAAAUAAAAGUUUUUACUUGC